UAAUGGUUAUUCGCAAUUGUUGCCACCAGUGUAAAAUAGUGUAAUAAUUCAUAUUUGCAUAUAUAAUGUAUGAAUGUAAACACAUAUUCAUCUAAUUUAGCCGAUUAUCCUGAGAGUUAAGUACUUUUAUCAUAGUUGAGCACUAAGUUAUUAGGUGGCGUUAACAGUAACAUCUGAGCGGUUGGUGAAACUAGCUAGUUUAGAGUUCAGUGAUAUACACAUACUGCUGUUUGUCAGUGUUUUAAGAUGGCGGACUUGAAUGAGAAGUUGUUAGCAGAACUGCUAAAAAAACCUGGAAAUAACGUAUGUGCAGAUUGUGGGGCAAAGAAUCCAGAAUGGGCUUCGUAUAACAUAGGAAUAUUUGUGUGCACAAGAUGCGCUGGUAUACAUAGAUCUAUGGGUGCGCACAUCUCUAAGGUUAAACAUUUAAAGCUGGACAGAUGGGAGGACUCUCAAGUAAAUAGAAUCAGAGAAGUUGGUAAUGUAGCAGCUAGGUUGCAUUACGAAGAACGUGUACCUCCGUGUUAUCGUAGACCAAGCCCGGAUGCACCACAAGUAUUGGUGGAGCAAUGGAUAAGAGCAAAAUAUGAAAGGGAAGAGUUUUGUCAUCCAGAGAGGCAAAAUCAUUACGUUUCAGGGUUCAUGGAAGGAUUUUUAAUGAAACGUGGCAAAGAAGAUUCGCGUUAUCAUCCUCGUAAGUUUGUUCUUUGCGAAGCAGAAGAUACUCUAAAGUACCAUGUUAAGGAGAAUAAGGAGCCGAAAGCUGUUCUUAGAAUAUCAGAACUGAAUGUGGCUUUUGCUCCACCGAAAACUGGUAAUCAGAACAGCUUACAAAUAUCGUUUAUGAAAGAUGGUACAACAAGACAUAUCUAUGUAUAUCACGAAGAUCCAGAAGUAAUUACAAAUUGGUAUUUGGCAAUAAGAUGUGCGAAACUACAUCGUUUACAAGUUGCAUAUCCAGGAGCAACAGAAGCUGAAUUACUCUCGCAGCUUACUAGAGAUUUUCCUCGUGAAGGAUUUUUAUGGAAAACUGGACCUAGGCAUACUGAUGCUUAUAAAAAAAGAUGGUUCACGCUAGACGGACGAAAACUAAUGUAUCAUGACGAUCCUAUGGAUGCACAUCCGAAAGGUGAAAUCUUCUUGGGUCAUAGUUCAGACGGUUUUGCAGUGAAAACAGGAGUACCGCCAGGUGCAAGGGAUCAAGGAUUUUCGUUUACUCUCGAAACACCAGAUAGAACUUAUCUACUUUCUACUCAAAGUGACGAUGAUAGAACGCAAUGGAUGAAUGUUAUUCAGAAGGUGAUAGAUAAACCGCUUACUCCACAAGAUGCAACUGUGGCAGCGCGUCUUAUAAGAAAACGCACAGCUAGUGGAACAAUGAAUAUAUUUUCUUCUACAAGGUAGGGCUGGAUCCCUCUUAGGUGCCUUUCCUAAUUGUUAAAAAAGUAAAUACUAUCUAGACGAACCAAUUGAUCUGUUAUUGAGAGACUGUUGAGGAACUAACCAAGUAAGUACAUCACUCGACACGCAUAGCGAAAAAAUAAUUUUUCGUAAUCGCACAAUACCGUCGAGCUCUAUAUACGUAUUUAUUCGUAAAAAAUACACGUUAUAUCUCAUGCAUAUACAUAGUAUUAUAUAUAUAUAUAAAAAAAAAGAAUCUUUUAAUAAAAUAUAAGGCAAUCGUCAGUGUUCUCAUACGAUUAUUGCUAACAAAUUUAAAAGAUUUAAUGUAAACAAACAGUAAUUUCAAAUGACGAACCAAGUGUAUUGAAUUAAGUGAUACUUUGUGCACAUGUGUAAAUUUAUGUACACAUUUACACAAAGCAUGACACUAAAUUGAUACAAAA
Osmia bicornis bicornis is the source of this 1847-nucleotide messenger RNA. Its product is annotated as arf-GAP with dual PH domain-containing protein 1-like. Gene Ontology annotation, cellular component: plasma membrane; intracellular membrane-bounded organelle. Gene Ontology annotation, biological process: positive regulation of GTPase activity. The transcript has 7 exons. The record is from RefSeq and is a predicted model, not a curated record. Gene Ontology annotation, molecular function: phosphatidylinositol bisphosphate binding; GTPase activator activity. The coding region runs from base 247 to 1404 and encodes 385 amino acids. Lineage: Eukaryota; Metazoa; Arthropoda; Insecta; Hymenoptera; Megachilidae.